AAGUGCUACUCUUAUCUUUUCAGUGUAAGCAUUGAAAUAAUCUUUAAUUACUUCAGCAUAUGUUAAUUAUUCUCUAUGAUUGAGGUCAUUCCUGUCAUCAAAUUUCCUAAAUUCCAACAUCGAGAAAGGGAUCCCUUUCUCAGUCGGAAAGCUUUUCGUAAUCACGAGGUUGAGUACAUGACAGAAUGAGUUAUUCGUUAAUAAACUUUUCUUCCGUAUGUGGAAAGAGGUUGAGACUGUUACAACUGGAACCCCUACCUCACAAUCAAGAAGCGAGCUCAAAGAAAUCACUGGUUUAUACUAGCUCGUAAUCAGGAUAUUGGAUAUUGGAACUGAGGGAAUGGACGUAUGUACACGUUAGGCUUUUGGGCAGUUAUGAGCAGAUAUGGUCCAGACAAGACCUCAUAACAUUUUGCCCUUCAUUCAAUGGAGGACCAACUACUUUUCGAAAAUCUGGAUGAAAAAUUAGAGGAUGAAAAUGGAUUUGUCACUGCCAAUUGGUUGUCAAUCACUUUCGACUUAAAUAUAAAUGAUUCGAGACGUCUUAUGACCUCAUACAUUCAGGCCCGUGACAACUUAUCAUCUGUUUAUCUGUUAACUGGAAUCAGUUCACAAGGCGAUAUUUUAGUAAAACUUGUCAACUCAGAACAACUUUCACUGGCUGAAAAGUCUUUCUCAUCUGCACCAAAACGUGUUGUGUAUAGCAUACAACGCCAAAAGUGCAAGGAUUCUUUGUCAUUAGCAUGCUGUAAUUUGUUGCAUGAUAUCUCUGAAAGUCAGUUAAAAAGAAUAAUCAGUAUCCCGUGGGAACCAAGUAUUAAGUCUUCUCGUACUCCAUUUUCAUGUCGUCAAAACCAGGAAAUCACCCAGGAGAUUAUACCAAAGGCUGUAGCAAAAUCUGGUGUCCCCACAAUUCCGAAACUUUCUACGACUGGACGUGAUGAAAAAAUUAAAACAUCGGACUUCAAAAACUUUUUCACUAAAGCAGAGAAACCUGUUCAACAAGUUAACACAGUUCAAAAGGAUGUAAAGCCAAAUAACAAGAUUGAAGUAAUAUCCAAACCAGUAAAAGUCGAGAAACCGAAAGAACUUGUAGUCAUAGAAGAAGAUGAGGAGGAGGAGUUUGGUGCGAAAAAUACACUUUCAGCACAGAAACGAAAACGUGUUGUCAUUGAAUCCGAAGAUGAGGAAGAAAAUGUGGAAAAUGAGAAUCGUAAAUAUGCUGGCUCAGUUAAUUCAAAAGCUAAUUCACAACGUGAUGAUCAGUCCACAAAGAAAAAACAAAAUCCUAGUAAUAAGGAUAAAGGUAAAGUGUUGGUAUCUGAUUCGGAGACAGAUUCGUUUAUUGUUGAGUCUGUAAAGCUAGAAAAAUCACCCAAGAAAAUGAAAAAGAUAGAUGUGGAGAAAGUUCCAUCACACUCGGUGAAUAAGCCUGAAGUAAAUUUGAAAAGUUCACAAAAGCCUACUGAAGCAGCUCGUCCAAAUCGUAUUCGCCAUCAAGUAAUGAAAACAUUUGCAGAUGAAGAUGGCUUUAUGGUUACAGAGAAGGGUUGGGAAAGUGCUUCAGAUGAUGAGACUUCCAAACCAGUAGCAACGCCCAACGUUGAUUCAGCCAAAGACCAGAAAAGUCAACCGAAUUUGCCGUUGAAAACUGACAAUUCCACUUCACUAACUGCAUCUCCUAUUAUCAAACAAGAUAAACCGAUUAAACAGGCGAACAAAAAGAAUACAAACAUCAAACCGGCAGUAAAACAAGCCUCAUUGUCUUCUUUUUUCAAAUCCAACAAUACAACAUAGUUGUUUUGAGAUUAUUAUUUUUUUCAUUGUUGAAUAUUAUACCACUGUAAUGCUGUCAAUAUAAGUUAUCCCUGUAU
This is a messenger RNA of Trichobilharzia regenti, 1874 nucleotides long. NCBI's taxonomy places the organism in Eukaryota, Metazoa, Platyhelminthes, Trematoda, Strigeidida, Schistosomatidae. The record is from the annotation of a GenBank genome assembly.